CUACCAGUUCACAUGACCAGACAUGGCUUAUUAUUCAGUCGGUGUGGCUGUGACCAUACUGUCAAUGGCUGCGAUAGACCUCUAACCGCGCACACUGAGAGUUUCUACCAGCAGGACGUGCUUUAGGAUCACUAAACAACUAUUUAAUUUACAUUCAGUCAGCUGAGAAACGUAAACAACAACAGGAAGAAGAACGACGGCGACGCCACAGUUUUAGAUUACGGUCCGUAAAGUGAAGCCAGUUCGCCGUGUAGACCCAACCUGCGCCUGCAGCGGCGACACAGCACCGAACAACGCUUCCCCGGGCUCGUGUCUCUUCUACAGGGACAACACAAAUAAGAAGACAAAAGGAUGAAACUCCCUCACGCUUUGGCCGCGCUCAUCAUCGCCUGGUUUGCGGUUUUGGGUUGCAUUCAGGCUGUUACUCUUGAGGUGAACAAUGGGACCUCCACCUGCAUUAAGGCUGAGCUCUCUGCGUCGUUCGCCAUCACGUACAACGCCUCCAGCAGCACGAGAACAGUGCAGGUCCCUCUGCCCGACUCCACCACGGUGGAUACAGGCAGCAGUUCGUGUAGCACAGGCGACAGAUCACCAUGGCUGGUGGCGGUGUUUGGACCCGGCCACACACUCGGGCUGAGCUUUUCAACCAAUGGAAGUCUGUACAGUGUCACCAACCUGACGCUGCAGUACAACCUCAGUGACACUUCCAUCUUCCCUGAGGCGAACAGCUCUGAUGUGGUCACUGUGGUGUCAGAUUCAGUUGGGAUCUGGGCGGCGAUCAAUACCACCUACCGCUGCGUGAGCCCCACCACUUUUGGAGUUGGUGGAGCAACUGUCACUUUCUCUGAUAUGAGGCUGGAGGCGUACAUGCCAGGAAAUGACCUGAGUCCAACAGAAAGCGUAUGUAUGGCAGAUCAGGGCAGCACUACAGCUCCACCUACUACAGCUCCACCUACCACUGCCCGGACUACAACAACCGCAGCUCCAGCACCAAGCCCUCCAGGACCACCUGAGCGGGGCACCUACUCUGUAUUCAAAAACAACGGCACUGUAUGUCUCCUGGCCGAAAUGGGACUGCAGCUCAACGUCUCCUAUUUUUCUAUAUCCCAGAAUAAGACUAUCCAAGAAUUAGUCAACCUGACUCCCAAUCUGACAAGUGCAUCAGGAUCAUGUGAAGCCAGCAGUGCUUCCUUGGUUUUGACACAGGAGCGGACCACCACGCUCAACUUCACCUUCACUCUGAACUCCACGAGCAACAAGUACCACCUGAGCGGGAUAACUCUGCUUGCCAAUUGGUCUGAUAUGAUUGCUCCCUUCACAGCCAGUAACACCAGUCUGGACUACCUGCGGAGUACGCUGGGCCGCUCCUACAUGUGUAACGCAGAGCAAACUCUGGCUGUGGUGCCAUUCUUCUCUCUCAACACAUUCAGACUGCAGGUCCAACCCUUUGACGUAACUACCAACCAGUUUGCUACAGCGGAGGAGUGUCAGAUGGACCAAGACCAGAUGCUCAUCCCCAUCAUUGUCGGAGCAGCCCUUGCCGGCCUGGUGCUGAUCGUCCUCAUUGCAUAUCUAAUAGGCAGGAAGAGGAGCCACGCUGGCUACCAGACCAUCUGAAUGGACCCUUCAUUUUACUUUAACCGGACAGACUGAACAGUGGAGAGAGAAACCCGAGUGUGCGAGCGAGAGACUGUGGACACGAGCAGUAGUGAAUGAAAUAAUUGAGUAGUUACUCUGUGGCGAGCGCAUGUUUUUGCAUAUCCUAUGUGACCUCUUUUUCUGUGAGAUGAUGAUGAUGAUGAUGAUGAGAAGCCAAAGACCUGCUAGUUUUAGAUAGUUUGCAUCUUGUGUGAAGGACCGAGCCUUCACAAAAGCAAGGAUGGCGGCAGUUUGAAUUUGCUGUAUGUAGCAAGUACACCAUCGGCUGUUUACUCUUGUUCCAUUAAGUUCUAAGAAUUGGUUGAAUUUGCUUGAACUGCAGUUUGUUGUUUUUAGCAAUGUUAUUUAUAUACAUAUAAAAAAAAAAUCAUUUAAUAUUCCAUGCAAUUAAAGAGAGUCAAAUGUAGGACAAAGAUCAUUUUUUUAAGUUACAAUGGCUUGUGUGUGCAAAUAAAAACAUUUCAAGUUAGGUGGAGUUUUAUUCCUGCACAUGCU
Perca fluviatilis (European perch) is the source of this 2154-nucleotide messenger RNA. RefSeq names its product lysosomal associated membrane protein 1a (gene lamp1a). NCBI's taxonomy places the organism in Eukaryota, Metazoa, Chordata, Actinopteri, Perciformes, Percidae. The coding region runs from base 352 to 1617 and encodes 421 amino acids. Gene Ontology annotation, cellular component: membrane. The transcript has 9 exons. The record is from RefSeq and is a predicted model, not a curated record.